CUUAGCGAUAUGAGAGCGGCGGCUUUGUGCGACAAGCAUGCAAAAUUGUUCGAAGAACAAGAGGAUCCAGCAAAUAAGUCAUUUUUCUCGGAAAUUAUUUCAUCUAUUUCUGAUGUGAAAUUCAGUAAAGAUGGUCGAUAUAUCCUCUCGCGUGAUUAUUUGACCCUUAAAAUUUGGGAUAUAACCAUGGAAAAUCGACCACUGAAAACAAUCAAUAUUCACGAUCAUUUACGAAAUAAGCUUUGUGACCUUUACGAGAAUGAUUGUAUUUUUGACAAGUUUGAGUGUACAUUUAGCGGGGAUGGCCAAAAUGUCUUGACUGGUUCAUAUAAUAAUUAUUUCCAUAUUUAUGAUCGGGAAGGUCUAACUGAUGUUGCUCUGCAGGCUGAUAAGAGUGCGUUUAAGGCGAAACGUGUCGUAUCACCAAAGAGUAAUAAAAUACUUCGUGGAAAAAAUAACAAGAAAGAAGAGAUUAAUGUGGAUGCUAUCGAUUUCAAUAAGAAAAUUCUUCAUGCUUCAUGGCAUCCAAAUGAAAAUUCGAUCGCUGUUGCCGCUACUAAUAAUCUUUUUAUUUUUACGUGCGUAUGA
Molecule: messenger RNA, 588 nt
Organism: Dentiscutata erythropus
Lineage: Eukaryota; Fungi; Glomeromycota; Glomeromycetes; Diversisporales; Gigasporaceae
Source: the annotation of a GenBank genome assembly